AUGGAUGCAUCACAGAAGAUUGAUGUCUAUGCCGCGAGGCUCAAUGUGCGGACAAAAUCGAACGUGGCCACGGAACUCCGCGACUCGGUUGAAUCUCUAUGCACCCCCUCUAGCGUUUAUACCAAAUUCUUGACCAAGUUAUGGCCUGUCUUCAAGAAGAUUCUGGAGGGGAAACCAGACUUUCACCCGACCUCUUUCGAACAUAUCCUGCGGAACCAGAUUCUCGAGAUUCUGCACAGACUGCCACAUCAGCUGCGUGAGGUCGAACCCUUUGCGCUGGACAUGGUAGAAACGCUGAUGGAGCUUGUGAGGGUAGAAAAUGAAGAUAAUGCUGUGCUAUGUCUGAAGACGAUAAUGGAUCUCGAGCGACAUCAACCAAAUGCCACUGCUUCAAAGGUCCAACCUUUCCUUGACCUCAUUCAAGAGAUGUUCGAGUUAAUGGAACAGGUGGUCCGCGACACCUUCGACUCACCUGUGCCCCAUCACCAAGCACCAUCUUCGACGUCCAACCCCCAAAGCCAGACCUUCCAGUCCCCGCGCCCGGGCUCCCCCGCGACGACCGUGUCGGAUCCGGGGAUGGAAAAGAAGGAACACGUGCCCCUGGCAAAGGGUAUGCAAUCCUUCAAGGUUCUGUCGGAAUGUCCCAUCAUUGUCGUUUCGAUAUUCCAAGCGCAUCGGAGCUCAGUUGCUGCCAACGUCAAGAAAUUUGUGCCUUCCAUCAAGGGCAUUCUCCUGCUACAGGCCAAAGCACAAGAAAAGGCACACGCCGAGGCGGCGGCGAACAAGACCAUAUUCACUGGUGUCAGCAAAGAAAUCAAAAACCGAGCCGCCUUCGGCGACUUCAUCACCGCUCAGGUCAAGACCAUGAGUUUCCUGGCGUACCUUCUCCGGGUGUACGCAAAUCAGCUGACCGACUUCUUGCCAACUCUGCCGGGUGUGGUCGUGAGGUUAUUAAAAGACUGUCCAAGAGAGAAGUCGGGCGCUCGCAAAGAACUGCUGGUUGCGAUACGGCACAUCAUCAAUUUCAACUAUCGCAAAAUCUUUCUGAACAAAAUCGACGAAUUGUUGAACGAGCAGGUCCUCAUUGGUGAAGGCCUGACCGUCUAUGAGAGUAUGCGUCCAUUGGCAUACAGUAUGCUCGCAGAUCUCAUACAUCAUGUGCGGGACUCCUUAGACCGCAAUCAGAUACGCCGGACAAUCGAAGUGUACACCAAGAAUCUUCACGACAAUUUUCCUGGUACAAGUUUUCAGACAAUGAGUGCAAAAUUGCUGCUCAACAUGGCCGAAAGCAUCACCAAGCUGGAAAAUAAGGAAGACGCCAGAUACUUCUUGAUCAUGAUUCUCGAUGCAAUCGGCGACAAAUUUGCCGCAAUGAAUUAUCAGUAUGAGAACGCUGUGAAGCUGAGCCGCCAAUACGGAGACAAGUCAAAGGAGCAUCUGGUGGAGACGUACAUGGAUGACAAAGACGAGGUUCCGGACUGGGACGAAGUGGACAUUUUCAAUGCCACUCCUAUCAAGACGUCAAAUCCGCGGGAGCGAGGCGCUGACCCUGUCAACGACAACAAAUUCCUCUUCAAGAACCUCGUCAAUGGGCUCAAGAAUAUGUUCUACCAACUGAAAACAUGCAAUCCUCCGGGACUUAAUGUAGACCAAGCCAGCAUUCCAAUCAACUGGAACGAAGUCUCCUUUGGGUACAACGCUGAAGAGACACGUGUGGUCACCAAACUUUUCCACGAAGGCGCACGGGUUUUCCGCUACUACAGUGCAGAAGCGCCAGUACCAGAUACACAAUAUUCCUCUCCGGUAGACUUCAUGGCAAGUCACUCCAUGGCACAAAUGACCAAAGAAGAAAAGGAAUUGUUGGAGAGCUUUGGGACGGUAUUUCAUUGCAUCGAUCCAGCCACGUUCCAUGAAGUCUUCCAAGCUGAGAUUCCUUACCUCCACGAGUUGAUGUCUGAACAUACAGCCUUGCUACACCUGCCUCAAUUCUUCCUUGCCAGCGAAGCCACGUCACCCGCAUUUGCAGGAAUGGUCCUGCAAUACCUCAUGAACAAGUUACCCGAGGUUGGAUCGUCAGACAUUGUCCUGUCUUCGAUAUUGUUGAGGAUGUUCAAACUGUCAUUCAUGGCGGUCACGCUUUUCUCCGCACACAAUGAGCAGGUUCUUCUCCCGCAUAUCACGAAGAUCAUCACACAAUGCGUGCAGCUGUCGGUUACGGCGGAGAAACCUAUCCAUUACUUCAUUCUUCUUCGAUCCCUGUUUCGAAGUAUUGGCGGAGGGCGGUUCGAACUUCUUUACAAGGAAAUCCUUCCGCUGCUCGAAAUGCUGCUGGAAACCUUCAACCAUCUUCUCCAAGGGGCUAGAGAUCCUCAUGACCGGGACUUAUACGUUGAGUUGACGUUAACCGUGCCGGCGAGACUCAGCCACUUGUUACCGCAUCUCAAUCAUUUGAUGCGGCCUUUGGUUGUGGCUCUUCGAGCAGGCCCCGAUCUUGUUGGGCAAGGGCUCAGAACGCUCGAGCUCUGCGUUGACAAUCUCACGGCGGAUUACCUAGAUCCAAUUAUGGCUCCAAUCAUGGAUGAUCUGAUGACUGCCUUGUUUGAGCACCUGAAGCCUCAGCCAUACCAGCAUUUCCACUCUCAUACGACAAUGCGUAUUCUCGGUAAACUUGGUGGCCGCAACAGGAAAUUCUUGAACCAUCCGCAUCGCCUGUCCUAUCGGCGCUACACCGACGACGAGCCUAGCUUUGACAUUCGACUUGUUGAGACCAGCCGGGAUCGACCAUUUCCGUUGGAUACUGGCGUCGACCUAGCCAUUAGAAAACUCACUGAGACGGCCAAGAACACGAAUUCGAAGGCCCUGGAUCUAUAUUACAAGCAGCAGUCGUUCAACUAUAUUAGCAGUCAAGUGAAAUUGCUCAUCGGCCAGGAUCAUCUUCCUGACGAUCUCGCAACUCUCCUCCGACUUCAGGCGAAUGAUCUCCUUGCCCGGCGCUUUACGACAUACGCUGACAUGCUGACCGAGAACGACUUCGGUAAAUCGGUGCAAAAACGCCGGGAGCAAGAAGAGAACUUGAAGAAACUCCUCAAGGCGUGCUUCACUGCAACCACCAUCCCAGAUUUGAAACCACAAGCCGAAGCUUUUAUUCAGAGCAUAUCCCGCCAUUUUACCAUCGUGGAACUCGGCCAGGCUCUAUGUGAUGCCGGCAGAAGAACCAAGGAAUUCGACGUUAAUCUCGGCGAAGGUGCAGUCCACCUCAGCACUCGCAUCCUAGCCGAUGUUAUCUGUGAUUGCCUGGCCUCGGACAAUAUCGUCAUCCGUGAGGCUGCCGAAGAGUCAAUGCUUGCCGUGGUAGAUACGGCUCGCAUUAUCUUUGGUAGUGAGGAAAAGGCAGCUAAACUUCCUUUCUUCAGCCAUAUGACUCAGACAUUCUGCCACAGAUGCCGUGAGGUGGAGUGGUUCACCAAGGCUGGCGCUACUUUGGGAAUACAAAUCCUGGUCAAGAGGCUCAAUCUAGGCAACCCUUUCCUCAACAGCAAGCAACUUGAGAUAAUCAAAGCUUUGCUCUUCGUGAUCAAGGACACACCUCAAGAAGUUCCGGCAAGCACUCGCAUUACUGCUCAAGAGACACUGGAAUUCAUUCUCCGGAAAUGCUGCGCUGGCCAGACCCGGGAGAUGCUCACAAACGAGAGAAGCACAAUUCAUGCCCUUUCUGUGACCUUCAGUCUCGAACUGUCUCACAUGAAUACGCACGCACGUGAGACGGCGCAACACGCCUUUUCGGUCAUGGCGGAGGUUGUUGGAGUGGAGGUAUACGAGCUGAUCGCCCCAGUCAAGGAAAGGUUUCUCCCACCAAUCUUCAACAAGCCACUUCGAGCCCUUCCCUUCCUUUCGCAAACCGGCUUCAUUGAUGCAAUUACAUAUUGCUUGGGUUUGGGUCACGAUCUCGUCCCGUUGAAUGAUCAGCUCAACCGACUUAUGAUGGAGUCAUUAGCGCUUGCCGACGCAGAUUCUGAGAUCCUCCAUCCAAAACCGGACGAAUACAACAACGCCCAGUUGAUUGUCAACCUACGUGUUUCGUGUCUAAAGCUUCUCUCUAUCGCCAUGAGCUUGCCAGAGUUUGCGACCGGACCACAGAAUUCUAGCCGAGCCCGAAUUAUUACCGUCUUCUUCAAGCUGCUUUACUCGAAAUCCCCCGAAAUCAUCGAGGCUGCCAAUGCUGGUUUGAAGGAAGUAUUGGUCCAGACAUCGAAGCUGCCCAAAGAUCUUCUCCAGAAUGGACUGAGGCCUAUUUUGAUGAAUCUACAAGACUCGAAGCGACUCACUGUUGCAGGAUUGGAAGGGCUUGCGAGGUUACUGACCCUCUUGACCAAUUACUUCAAAGUCGAAAUUGGUGCUCGGCUGCUAGAGCAUAUGAGAGUCAUCGCUGACGAGCAGCUGCUGCAAAAAGUCUCCUUUGGGCUGAUUGAACAGAAUCCACAGAUGAAGAUUGUCACGGCGAUUUUCAAUAUUUUUCACCUCCUCCCUCCCGCGGCUACCAGCUUCAUGGGGGAUCUAGUGAAUAACGUCUUGGAUCUGGAAGGAAAAUUACGGCGCACAGUUGCCAGCCCGUUCCGUCAACCACUCAUACUAUAUCUUGACAAAUAUCCAAAGGAGACAUGGUCGUUCUUCCAAUCGCGCCUACAAGAGGAGAAGUACGGGCGCUUUUUCGCGCAAAUCCUCGGCUCGGACUCUAGCCCAGCUAUUCGUGAUGCUGUCAUGAACGAUACAGAAGCAUUUAUCAAGGCUGCGUUCGACGUCGAGGGGACACAAGAGCGCCACACUGCGGCAAUCAAUGGAAUUUACGUAGUACACUCAAUCUGCAGCUUCGAAUCCGCCAAAGACUGGCUACGCGAUCAGGAACAGCUCAGACUGAGGGUUCUGAGCGCUGCCCAAGAAAUCGAGGAUGAACUCCGCAAAGAUCAUCUACAACCUUCACAGCGCCUGCGUGCUGAGCAAUCUGGAGAUCAAGUGAUGGAUAUCCUGACACAAUACCUGACAUCGUCGCCGGACGAUCUCAACUUCAUGAUCGAGCUCUUUUCUUCGUCUGCGCAAGGGGCACUAAAGACCCCCUUAAAGCUGAUGAAGUACAUUUUUAAUUCCAUCAUUACUGAUGAAUCUGCAAGCCGCCGGUACAAUAUCAUCGAGCGGUGUCUCGACGUUUACUCUCGGAAGGCUGAAUCUCACAAGGUGAAGACGUUCCUGUUCCACAAUGUGGUCAAUCCCAUCAUGGCAAGAGAUGUGCAAAACACCCGGAGAGAGGAUAGCAAGGCCGCUCCAUUAGCGGACAGCAAGCUGUUCAACCUGUUUUUGGAGCGUCUAUGGAAACCUGCGACUCCUGAUGGCACCGACGACUCAUCUCAGCCAGGUGUGGACCAUACACGAAUGGAAGCCUUGCAGCUUUCUGCUUUCAUUCUGAAAUAUCACAAAGAUGCUGUUUCAGAGGAUCGAAAAGACAUUAUCAAAUAUUCCUGGGGGCAUAUCAAACUGGAGGACGUCAUCAACAAGUACGCAGCUUAUGUCCUGAUAUCCUACUUCAUACGGUCCUACGACACACCUCCGAAGAUCGUCGUGCAGAUAUACAAUCAGCUAUUGAAAGCUCAUCAAAAUGAAGGCAAAGCUUUGGUUACCCAAGCUCUGGAAGUGCUGGCUCCGGUACUGCCUGCGAGAAUAGGUGCCAGUGCUAAUACACCAGGAGAUAAAAGAAUUCCUUCUUGGGCUCGAUUGCCGCGCAAAAUCUUGAACGAAGAGACAGGAAACCUCCAGCAGGUUCAGAGCAUCUUCAACUGCAUUGUGCGCCAACCUGACCUCUUCUACGAGUCGAGGGAGCUCUUCAUCCCGACGAUGAUACAAAUGCUUCACAAACUUGCUCCUCCGCCAAACCCUUCCAACGAGAACAAGAAGCUUGCAUUGAACCUGAUUUCGCUGAUUCAGCAAUGGGAAAGUCGACGCGUCUCUGCGGUAUUAUCUCCUCAGUCUGGAGCUGACUUGACUCCUUCACGUAAGAGAGAUGCGGCUGGAGAACAGAAGCCGGCUCCACCAACAGCCAAGGAGAAGGGCGAAUACGUGAUUCCGCUUGAGCUUCGUACGCUUGUUGUCAAGUAUAUGAUGAACUUCAUCACUUCUUUGCCUGAACGCUUCCCCGUACCGGCUGCAGAGCUCAAGGCCAAGACUAUGCCGAAGGCUCAGCAGCAGGCUCUGUCAAACGAUAUGUGCAAAAAGGCUGUAGAGCUGCUCCGCGAGCUUCUAGCACCCAAUCUGUGGGCAGAUGUUGAUGUCGGUCUGUACGAAAAGCAGCUCGAACCAAUAUUGGCCGGCGAAAAAGCUGCGGACAAGGUUGAGGAGAAACACCUGACGUACAUGGUCAACGCCCUGCAGGUCAUGCGAAUUCUGUUGAGCACGAAGUCAAAUGAGUGGAUUAUUGACCACAUGGAGAAGAUCCAAAAACUGUUGGAGAAGCCACUCAAGAUGGAAGAACCGGAAAUUCAGGACUGUCUGCACUUAGUAACUGACGACGAAAAAUCGCUUCCGUUGGUUCGACGAGUUCUCGAGGCCAUUCCAGCGCAAAAGGCGGAUGAUGCCGACGCAAUGGAUAUGGACGGCCCACCUACAGACUUUCCCACUCGGUAUUCCAAGAUCAUGGUCGGUGAAGCCUUGUCUAAUGGCAACUACAUCUCCGGUAUCAAUAACCUAUGGACUCUUUCAUUGGUCCGACCGGCUGAUGUGGACGACCAUAUCAAUGGGGCGAUGAAAGCGUUGCAGCAGAAGCUGGCCAAAGAACACAUCAACGCAUAUGUGAUCCCGCCUGGGCCACCUCCCCAAGGUUGGCGUCUGGGUGAACCAUUGAUGGAUCCUUACGAAUUUGCACUCGGCGUUGAUCUCAUCAAGAAAACUAUUGAUAUCCUGUCCUCGCGCAUGGGAGAACUCAAUGAGCAGCGACGACCGUUCCUCAGUGUUCUGGCAUCACUCGUUGAGAAAUCCUUCAACGUUGAAAUGUGCAGCAAAGUGUUGGACAUGGUAGAGAAAUGGGUGUUUAACUCUACCGAGCCAUAUCCGACUCUCAAGGAGAAGACAGCGGUGCUCCACAAGAUGCUCAUCUUUGAAAAGUGGCCCAACCAAAAUCUCCUGGAGCGCUUCCUUGAACUCGUGAUCAAGAUCUACGAGGACCCAACGGUAACGCGAACGGAGCUGACGGUGAGAUUGGAGCACGCUUUCUUGAUUGGAACUCGUGCCAAGGACGUGGAGAUGCGAAAUCGCUUCAUGAACAUAUUCAACCGUGCCUUGUCCAAAACUGCCAGCUAUCGUCUCAAUUACGUGUUGACGCUGCAGAAUUGGGACACACUGGCCGACUCAUUCUGGUUGAAGCAAGCCUCACAUCUCAUCAUGGGCUCCGUCGAAAUGUCAAUGCCUGCUCGCCUUCAUCCGGAAGAUGUUCGUGUUUGUCCCGUCUCUCAGCUGUACAGCCACAGCCUUGUCAAUCCCGACCAACGAAAAGAUGAUGCAAUCGUCGAAGAUAGCCUUGACGCCCUGGUCGUCGCGCAACGUCGCUUCAACCAAGAAAUCCAUGAGGUCAAAGUUCGGGACCUGCUUGAUCCACUUACUCAAUUACAGCAUAUUGAUGACAAUGUUGCAUACGAUGUCUGGGUCAAACUGUUCCCUCUCUGCUGGUCUGCCCUGAACAGGGACGAGCGUCUCGACCUCGAGAAAGGAAUGGUCACCCUCCUCACCCGAGAAUAUCACCAGAGACAACUGAACCUCCGCCCUAACGUGGUGCAAGCUUUGCUUGAGGGAGCGGUUCGAGCCAAGCCACGGUUCAAGGUGCCUCCUCAUGUCAUGAAGUUUCUGAGCAGAACCUAUGAUGCGUGGUACACUGCGCUUAUCUCCCUAGAAGAAUCCACCAUUGAUCCAUUGAUUGACACUCCAUCGGUUCGUGAAAGCAAUCUUGAUGCUCUGGUGGAAGUCUAUGCCGGGCUUCAAGAGGAUGACCUCUUCUAUGGAGCAUGGAGAAGACGGUGCAAGUUUAUGGAAACGAACGCCGCUCUCUCAUACGAGCAGCAUGGGAUCUGGGAUAAAGCCCAACAGCUCUGGGAGUCAGCACAAGUCAAAGCAAGAACUGGCGUUGUCCCGUUCUCGCAAGGAGAAUAUUACUUAUGGGAAGAUCACUGGAUGAUUUGCGCUCAGAAACUCCAACAGUGGGAUAUCCUGGGCGAAUUCGCGAAGCACGAGAACUUUAAUGAUCUUCUUCUCGAAUCAGCCUGGAGGAAUUAUGAAGCUUGGUCUGGCGAAGAAAAUCGCAACCAGCUGGAUGCGAUGAUCAAGUCCGUCUCUGACGCCCCGACACCAAGGCGAACCUUCUUCCAAGCGUUCAUGGCACUACUACGAUACAAUUCCAAGCAGAUGUCGCGUGCGGAAUUCCAGCAUGUCUGCGACGAAGCCAUUCAGCUCUCCAUCCGCAAAUGGCAUCAACUUCCCAAGCGCAUAACCUAUGCUCAUAUCCCCAUUCUGCAGAACUUCCAGCAGUUGGUCGAGCUCCAUGAUGCCAGCGUUAUCUGCGACAGUCUCAUGGGCACCAACGAGCGCAAUCUUGACAGCAAAUCACAGGAAGUCAAGCUCCUCCUGCAAGCUUGGAGAGACCGGCUCCCAAACAUCUGGGACGACAUCAACGCGUGGCAAGACCUCGUCACCUGGCGUCAGCAUGUUUUCCAACUCGUGAAUUCCACGUACUUGCCCCUGCUUCCUCAAGGCGGUAACAACGUUGGCAACAAUUCAUACGCCUUCCGAGGCUAUCACGAAACGGCCUGGAUUAUCAACAAGUUUGCUCACGUUGCUCGCAAACACCAGAUGCCUGAAGUAUGUAUCAACCAACUUGGCAAAAUCUACACGUUGCCCAACAUUGAGAUACAAGAAGCUUUUCUUAAAUUGAGGGAGCAAGCAAAGUGUCAUUACCAGAACAAAGCCGAGCUGAAUAACGGUCUUGACGUAAUCAACAACACUAAUCUCAAUUACUUUGGCGCACAGCAGAAGGCUGAGUUCUAUACACUCAAAGGCAUGUUUUUGGCCAAACUUCAACAUGCGGAAGAAGCGAACGAAGCAUUUGGCGUAGCUCUUUACUACGAUCUGCGACUUCCGAAAGCAUGGGCAGAAUGGGGCCAGUAUUCCGAUCGCAAGUUCAAGGAGAAUCCGUCCAAUAUCGAGGCUGCCAGUAACGCCGUUAGCUGCUACCUCGAGGCGGCAGGGUUGUACAAAAGUGCCAAGUCAAGGAAGAUGCUCAGUCGAGUAUUGUGGCUACUUAGUCUUGAUGAUGAAGAGGGUCACAUUGCAAAGGCGUUCGAAGACUUCAAAGGCGAGACGCCAGUGUGGUACUGGACUACGUUUGUACCGCAACUACUCGGCAGUCUCGAGCAUAAGGAGGCACGGCUUGCCAAAUCAGUGCUGGUGAAAAUUGCCAAAGGGUUCCCACAGGCCCUGUUCUAUCAUCUGCGUGCAACAAGAGAAGAUUUCUUGGGCAAGAAAAAACAAUACGAGGCCCAAAAGGCCAAGCAGCAGAAGAAUCAGGAAGACAAGAAGGAACCCAGCUCGCGGCCAGGCACGGCCAACGGCGAAGCUCAGACCAAUGGAUCCUCGUCCCCCAAACCUAAGCAGGAGCCUGGCACCGACACCGCGGAGACGAACGGUACUGAAGCUGGCAAGAGACCUGAAGAGCCCAAGCGGCCGUGGGACUACACCGAUGAGAUCAUGGCUGGCUUGAAGACUGCUUUUCCACUACUUGCGCUUUCAAUGGAAACGAUGACCGAUCAACUGUCGAAGCAUUUCAAAUGUCCGCCAGACGAGGACGCGCAUAGAUUGAUCGUCGCACUGUUAAAUGACGGGUUACACUAUAUCAGCCGGGCGCCCAUGACUUAUGCCGAAGGCGCCAAAUUGCCUCCUCAGACGGAAGCCAACGUCGCCCGCUUCGUACAGUCUGUUCUUCCAGCCCACAUCCGCAAGUCGUUCGAGGCCGACUUCGUCCAAACCAAGCCGACAAUGUAUGAAUACAUCCACAAAUUAAGGAAGUGGCGUGACAAGUUCGAGCAGAAACUCGAUCAUAGGCAGCAGUGGGCUCCGCUGGAAUCCUACAGUCAUCACCUAAGCGAGUUCAAGUUCCUCAAGUUUGACGACUCGGUGGAAAUCCCCGGACAGUAUCAACAACACAAAGACAAGAACACCGACUUUGUCCGCAUAGAGCGCUUUAUGCCGACGGUCGAACUUGUGAGCGGAAACAGCAUCUGCCACCGCCGCCUAACGAUUCGUGGUCAUGACGGUUCUCUGCAUCCCUUUGCUGUCCAGCAUCCAACUGGUGGCAAAGUCCGUCGUGAGGAACGCAUUGUACAACUGUUCAGGAUCUUCAACCAGACACUGGCAAAGCGGAAGGAGUCUCGGCGCAGAAAUCUGUACUUCCACCUGCCCAUCUUUGUGCCGAUAGCACCGCACAUUCGCCUUGUACAAGACGACGCCUCGUAUGUAACUCUCCAAUCUGUGUAUGAAGACCAUGUACGCAAACUUCCUCCCAACACCAUGUCUCGGGACGAACCUAUCCUCUUUGUCCUCGAGAAAUCACGCACCAUCGCCGAACAGCAGAAGACGAAUCCCAGAACACCUGAACAGGUUGCCAUUAUGAAAACUGAAAUCUUCACCACCAUUCAAGAGAGGUGGGUUCCGAACACGAUCGCCUUGAAGUAUUUCCAAGCCACCUAUCCCUCCUUCGAAGACUUCUGGCUCUUCCGGCGACAGUUCAGUUACCAGUUUGCAGCCACCACCUUCAUGACAUACAUAAUGCACAUGUCGGCGCGGUAUCCGAUGAAAUUCUCCAUUGCUCGAGCGACUGGGGACAUUUGGGCAUCCGACCUAUUACCCAACCUCAACUCGAGUCGAGCAUUGUUCUACAAUCCCGAACAGGUGCCCUUCCGGUUGACUCCAAAUCUACAAACGCUCAUGGGACCUCUGGGUGUCGAGGGGAUCUUCACAGCAAGCCUGAUGGCAAUCGCACGGUGCCUUGCCGAGGGCGACAACGGCUACGAAAUGGAACAGCAACUUGCCAUCUUUGUCAGGGAUGAGAUGUACAAUUGGGCCGCUGGACGGCCUCAAUCUAGUAGCGGAAGUGGUGGUGGUGGUCAGGGAGGAGGUGAUCAGAAAAUGGAAGGAUCACAUCUGAGAGAGCUAGUGGCCAUGAAUGUCGAGUUCAUCACGCGCCGCGCCCUCACAUUGGCUAAGACGCAGGGCAGUGUUGGUGUUCCUUCUGCUUCCUCUUCUUCGGGAGCACAAGGCACCGCCGCCAGUACCAAUGGCAGCGCUGCCUCUGGAGGAGAGGGGAGUGCAAGCGGCGCCGCGGCAGCUGCAGCAGCAGCGAACGCCAUCCCCACGGGAGUCACUGGCGUCCUCCCCGCGUGUCAGAAUGUGGUGGACUUGGUUAGCAAGGCGACCGAUCCGACGAGACUCAGUGGCAUGGAUGGAUUGUGGAUGCCUUGGCUCUAA
Molecule: messenger RNA, 11550 nt
Organism: Fonsecaea multimorphosa CBS 102226
Lineage: Eukaryota; Fungi; Ascomycota; Eurotiomycetes; Chaetothyriales; Herpotrichiellaceae
Exons: 2
Coding region: 1-11550 (3849 amino acids)
Biological process (GO): DNA repair; regulation of DNA-templated transcription
Cellular component (GO): NuA4 histone acetyltransferase complex; SAGA complex; nucleus
Molecular function (GO): protein binding; transcription coregulator activity
Source: RefSeq, a predicted model, not a curated record